Molecule: messenger RNA, 1617 nt
Organism: Suncus etruscus (white-toothed pygmy shrew)
Lineage: Eukaryota; Metazoa; Chordata; Mammalia; Eulipotyphla; Soricidae
Gene: ANKRD53
Product: ankyrin repeat domain 53
Exons: 7
Coding region: 1-1617 (538 amino acids)
Biological process (GO): regulation of mitotic cytokinesis; regulation of mitotic spindle organization; positive regulation of microtubule polymerization
Cellular component (GO): spindle pole
Molecular function (GO): protein binding
Source: RefSeq, a predicted model, not a curated record
AUGGAUAUCCCAGAUGGCCUAUUUGGCCAUCAGUUUAUGGGCCUGUGUUUCUACUCUUUGAAGGCUCUGAAGGUUGCUGUGAACAUGGCCUUGUGCAGGCCUUCUGUGCAGAGAACCCGUAGACCCGGUGGGCACCUUGACCGUGAGGCCAGCGCCAUGAAGGCCAGCGAACCGCGCGGCGGGGCCAUCUGGAUGGACUCGGGCCAGGCGCAGGCAGAGGACGAGAAGAGGGAACCGCCGACGUCCCUGCGCCCCAGUUGCAGCAGCAGCAGCAGCGAGACUCUCGGGUCCCAGAAGCCCAGCCUCUUGGGCCUCCAGUUCCAGAGUGAGCUGGACCUCUGGGACUUGGGUGGCAACUCGGAGCUGUUUGCAGCGGCCCUGGGCAACCUGGAGUGGCUGCGUUUCUGUCUCAACUGCAGCCGCAGCGGGAUUGUCACCGACAGCAAGGGUUUCUCAGCGCUGCACUUUGCCGCCAAGACCUGCAAACUCGACUGUAUGCAGGUCUUGAUAGAGGAGUACGGGUUCCCCGUGGACCUACGCACCAACAAGGGCCAGACCCCUCUGCACCUAGUCAUCCACAGGGACAACAACCUCACAGCCCUCCCCUGCAUUUAUUAUCUGCUCGGAAACGGGGCCAUGCUCAACUGCCAGACGAGCAACGGCUCAACGCCCCUGCACUUGGCAGCCCGAGAGGGUCUGAUGAAUAUAGUGGAAGUCCUGGUCAUGAAUGGUGCCAACGUCCAUGCUCGGGACACCAGGGGCUACAAGGCAAUCGACUACUGCAAAAUAUGGAAUGACCGUCCCUGUGCCCGGUUCUUGAAGGAUGCCAUGUGGAGGCAGGACAAGGAGAAUGUUUCCCGAGAGAUGGUCAAACUGAAGCGGCUUAAGGACCAGCUGACCCUCAUGGAACAGAACUUCCUGAUUGAGUAUGAGAAAUCACAUCAGAUGUGGAUCGAGGAAGAUUUCAAGACAUGGCUUCGUCUCAAGCUGCAGCGACCUGAGCCUGCUCCAGCACCCAGGGUCCCCAACUUGGCCUGGCACACCUUGGACCAUGUCAGGAUAUUGCCUCCCCUGAGCACCCACUGCUCCAGAAGGGCGCAGCGGCUGCUGGCUCAGCUAGAGCCACGGAGGGAGGCCAGCAAGCACUGCCUCAGCCAGCCCCGGUUCCCAGGGCUGAGGGCGUGGGACCCCAGCACCAACCCCGCCAGGAGCCCCGUCACCCAGAUCGGCCGCCCGCAGGACAUUCGCCUGGGCGUGCAGCCCGACCCGGACCCAGAGCGAGACCUCAGCUGCUUCCUUGAGGUCAUCACCGGCCAGCCAGGAGAGGAGCGGCUGCUGACAAGAACCGGACACAAGGUGGCACACCUGCCCCAGCUGCCUUUCCGCGUGAUCCUUGGUGCCCUGUGCCCAUCCCAGCAGCCCAGCAGGAUGAAGGUGCCCCAGGGUCUCCGUGCCACCAGCCUGAGUCUCAUACCCAGGAAGCGGCACCGGGCAGACGCCUUCUGCACUGACACGCUGGCCAUGACCCUGCGCGAGACAUUUGAGGAUGCCUUUGUGGCUGCUCUGCGUGCCCAUCAGGGGUCCCCCACUCUGACCUCCCCCCAGGAACCCUCAUAA